Molecule: messenger RNA, 1272 nt
Organism: Sphenostylis stenocarpa
Lineage: Eukaryota; Viridiplantae; Streptophyta; Magnoliopsida; Fabales; Fabaceae
Source: the annotation of a GenBank genome assembly
AUGGCUUAUUAUCCAACAUCAUUUCAUCCAUUCCUUGCCGCUACAAUCAUUUAUAUUUUUUUUCUUGUUUUAUAUUGCCCACCCAUUGAAGCCAACAGUGAUGUGGGAUUCAGCGUUAACCUCAUUCGAAAAACCUCUCCCCGUCUCUUCCCUCAGCGUCUAAGAGGUUUAUCAGCCAUGUCAGAAACUCCACAAUCCCCAAUAAUUGCUGACCUUGGUGAGUAUCUCAUGGAGCUCUCUAUUGGAACUCCACCAUUCAAAAUCUACGGUAUUGCAGACACGGGCAGUGAUCUCAUAUGGACCCAAUGUGUCCCAUGCAACAAUUGUUACAAGCAACUUAACCCCAUGUUUAAUCCUCAAAAAUCCUCCUCGUACAGCAACAUAUCAUGCGACUCAAACCUGUGUCAUGAACUUGACACAGGCGUGUGUUCUCCUCAGAAGCAAUGCAACUACACUUAUGGCUACGCAUCUGAUUCCACAACACAAGGCGUUUUGGCACAGGAAACUGUCACACUCACCUCAACCACAGGGAAAAGUGUUGCCCUUAAAGGCAUUGUGUUUGGUUGUGGACACAACAACACGGGUGGUUUCAAUGACCAUGAGAUGGGUAUCAUAGGCCUAGGAGGAGGACCAGUAUCACUCAUAUCUCAAAUGGGUUCUUCCUUUGGAGGCAAAAGGUUUUCACAAUGCUUGGUCCCUUUCCACACUGAUGUGAGUGUUUCCAGCAAAAUAAGUUUUGGCAAAGGGAGUGAAGUGUCAGGGGAAGGAGUGGUUUCUACACCAAUGGUUGCAACGCAAGAUAAGACCCUUUAUUUUGUGACCCUACUAGGCAUCAGUGUGGGAAACACGUAUCUGCAUUAUAAUGGUUCUUCAGAAAUUGUUGAGAAAGGUAACAUGAUCCUUGAUUCAGGAACACCUCCAACUAUGUUACCAACACAGUUGUAUGAUCGAGUGGUUGCUCAAGUGAGGAACCAGGUUGCCAUGACACCUAUUGUGGAUGACCCUGAAUUGGGUUCCCAACUUUGCUAUCGAACAAAGAAAAAUCUUGGUGGCCCUGUGUUAACUGCACAUUUUGAAGGUGGAGAUGUAGCAUUGGAGCCACUUCAAACCUUCAUUCCACCAAAAGAUGGUGUUUUCUGCUUCGCUUUCACCAACACUAGCGAUGAUAGGGGGAUUUAUGGUAACUUCGCACAAUCAAAUUACUUGAUUGGGUUCGAUCUUGAAGCACAAGUGGUCUCUUUCAAGCCAAAAGAUUGUACCAAAAACACAUAG